This is a messenger RNA of Ectocarpus siliculosus, 3007 nucleotides long. The record is from the annotation of a GenBank genome assembly. NCBI's taxonomy places the organism in Eukaryota, Phaeophyceae, Ectocarpales, Ectocarpaceae.
GCAACUCUACUCGAGAGCAACGCGCCCUCUGCUUCUGGCCUUGCCCCCCAACACCGACCACAUUACCAGGCGGUGUUUUACCAUCCUCUCUGGCAAACCCUGUUCAUAUUGCAAGCUACUAACAUGGCUACCGCCGCCACUCGAGCGUGUGCCGCUCUCUUGGGCCUCAGCCUGGCGUCUCAGACCCAAGGCUUCACUGGAGGCGUAGUGCGCCCCCGCACCACCACCACCACCACCACCGCCAGCCUCUCCAGCCGCCGCGCGUUGUCGCAGAACUCCGACCCCGUGCCGAGCUUGCAGCAGGCCAGCGUAUGGGUAACCGGCCGAAGGCAAGGCGUAGCCGGCCGUCGCGUGGCUGCCCUGCGGAUGGCGGAGACGGCGGAGGCGACCGAGGAGGCCGCGGUGGAGGACGGCGAGGAGCGCUUCGAGUUCCAGGCGGAGGUGGGGCGCGUGAUGGACAUCAUCAUCAACUCCCUGUACUCCAACAGGGACGUGUUCCUCAGGGAGCUCAUCUCGAACUCGGCGGACGCGUGCGACAAGAAGAGGUUCCUCGCGGUCACCGACUCGGGCGCGGACGAGGGAGGAUCCGAUGACGACCCGGAGUACCGCAUCCGCGUCCGCGCGGACAAGGACGCCAAGACUCUGAUCAUCGAGGACUCUGGUGUGGGUAUGACCAAGGACGAGCUCAAGAACAACCUCGGAAGAAUCGCCGAGUCGGGAACGGCCAACUUCAUGGAAGCCAUCAAGAAUGGCGAAACGGACGUGUCGUUGAUCGGCCAGUUCGGUGUGGGUUUCUACUCCGCGUUCCUUGUGGCGGACAAGGUCACCGUGUAUACCAGGAGCUGCCAGACUCCCGACGCCCCGCAGUACAAGUGGGAGUCGCAGCAGAGCAACUCGUACUCCAUCAAGGAAGACCAGUCCGACCAGCUCGAGGGCAGCGGAACUCGCAUCGUGCUCCACCUGAAGGAAGACAGCGAGGAGUACCUCGACGACUUCAAGAUCAAGGAGCUCAGCACCCGCUACUCGGAGUUCAUCUCCUUCCCCAUCGAGGUGUGGGCGGAGAAGACCUCCUACGACCAGGUGCCCGACACUUCGGUCGAGGUGGCUGAGGGCGAGGAGCCCAAGAUGAAGACCGUGACGCGUACCGCCAUGCAGUGGGAGCGCAUGAACAAGAUGAAGCCUAUCUGGAUGCGGAGCCCCCGCGAGGUGAAGGAAGAGGAGUACUCGGAGUUCUACAAGUCGACCUUCAAGGCGUGGGAUGAGGUGGCAGCCCACACCCACUUCUCGCUCGAGGGCCAGGUCGAGUUCCGCGCGCUCCUCUUCGUGCCUAGCGUGCUGCCGUACGAGCUGAGCCGCAACAUGUUCGACGAGACCAGCCGCAACAUGCGCCUCUACGUGAAGCGUGUUUUCAUCAACGACAAGUUCGAGGAGCUGCUGCCCAGGUGGCUCAUGUUCCUCCGCGGUGUGGUGGACUCCGAAGACCUGCCGCUCAACGUCGGCCGUGAGAUCCUCCAGCGCUCCAAGAUGCUGAGCGUGAUCAGCAAGCGCCUGGUUCGCAAGUCUCUGGACAUGUUCAAGAAGCUCGCGGACGACAAGGAGAAGUACAAGGUUUUCUGGGAGAACUUUGGAAAGUACCUGAAGGUGGGAGUCGUGGAGGACGAGGACAUCAAGAGCGAGCUGGCGCCGUUGUGCCGCUUCUUCUCCAAGAAUCACGGGGAAGACUUCGUAUCCUUCGACGAGUACAUCGCAGACAUGAAGGAGGACCAAAAGGCGAUCUACUACGUCACCGCCGACUCGCGCGCCUCGGCACAGAUGUCGCCCGCCCUCGAGAAGGCAACUUCGCUCGGGUACGACGUCCUGUUCAUGACGGAGCCCCUCGACGAGCUGACCGUGCAGUCCAUCGGGGAGUACGGGGGAAAGCCGCUCACUGACCUGGGCAAGGAGAACGUGGAGUUCUCCGGGGAUGAGGAGGAGAAGGCCAAGAAGGAGGAGCAGUCCACGGACACUCAAGACUUCCGUCAGUGGCUUCAGGAGCUGCUCGGCGAGAAGCGCGUCCAGAAGGUGGAGGUGUCCAACCGCCUCGUGGGAUCGGCGGCAACCCUCGUGCAGUCGUCAUACGGCAUGUCGCCGACGAUGGCCCGGUACAUGAAGGCCCAGGCGGUUGCCUUCGGGGAGCAGGACUCUUCCAUGACGGGCCAGCAGCAGGCGAUCAUGGAGAUCAACCCGGAGCACCCGGUCGUGAAGUCCCUGCAGGCCAGCUUCACCACCGACCCUGACGCGGCUUCGACCAAGCAGACGGCCGUCCUGCUUUACGACAUCGCCGCCCUCACCGGGGGCUACAGCAUCGACGACCCCAACGCCUUCGCGCAGCGCGUGACGGGAAUGCUCGAGGACCGCAUCGGGGCGCCGGACGCGAGCGGCGCAGAAGGGGAGGAGGAGGGAGGCGUCGCAGACGCAGAGGUCGUCGGCUAACCCCCUCCCGUAUUUUAUUUGAUGUGCUUUAGAAAUUAUUAUGUCGACCUUGUGUUUUUGUCAUGGUGGUCGGAGGGAGGGUUGGGUUAAGUAGGGCGGGCCGUGUAAGGCGUUUUAAUGACAGUAGAGAAGGUCGUCGUAGGAGACGUAAUUUUGUUGCGAAAAAAACCGUGAAAACGUUUGUUUGCGUUGGCCUUGGCAUGCUUGCGGUUGCCCGAGCCGUGGAAGUAGGCCGUCUCGAAAAGGGAGAGAAUGGGGGCCAAUGCACAUGUGUUUAUUACAGAUCGCCUAGGUAUUUCUUGCCGUCGUUCUCUACAUACUGUCGUCCUUUUGCUGUUGCGUAUUUGGUGCUGUUGACCUUGGUUUUCAUGCCGGUGCGGUAGGGGGGAGUCGAGGCGGCGGCGAGCAUGGGCCGGGCCUGUGGAUUAUGUGCCUAUUUUGUUCUUUUUUCACAACCACGAGUGUGUUUUAUGCCACGUCGACGUUCUUUGUAUCCUGUCCACGGAAUCGGUGUGAUAAUCAGGAUACCAACCAU